Messenger RNA from Paramisgurnus dabryanus, 553 nucleotides. RefSeq names its product SUB1 regulator of transcription a (gene sub1a). NCBI's taxonomy places the organism in Eukaryota, Metazoa, Chordata, Actinopteri, Cypriniformes, Cobitidae. The record is from RefSeq and is a predicted model, not a curated record. Gene Ontology annotation, biological process: positive regulation of transcription initiation by RNA polymerase II. Gene Ontology annotation, molecular function: DNA binding; transcription coactivator activity.
UACACUUCCCACAAUUCACUGCAACGACCAUUUCCUGUAACAGUCUCAAGCGCGCGCUCAGUGCAGGUCUCUCAGAAACGCGCAUCGCAUGGGCUUAUGAUUUAACACAAUUUACCUUACAACAUCACAAUGCCCAAGUCAAAGGAAGUGUUGUCCUCUACGUCAGGUAGCGAUUCUGAUAGUGACGUCGAGACCAAGGCCAAGAGAAAGAAGCAGGCGGCUCCAGAAAAGCCAUCAAAGAAACCAAAGGGUGGAGAAUCCUCAAAAGUGUCAGCCGCCUCCAAAAGCAGCAGUAGCAGCGAUAAAAAGGAUAAUAUGUUCCAGAUAGGAAAGAUGAGGUAUGUGAGUGUCAGAGAUUUCAAAGGAAAAGUGCUGAUUGAUAUCCGGGAAUACUGGAUGGACCAGGAGGGUGAAAUGAAGCCAGGGAGAAAAGGUAUUUCACUGAACCCAGAGCAGUGGAACCAGCUAAAAGAGCAGAUGAGUGACAUUGAUGAUGCUGUGAGAAGAACAUAAGACCUGUCCGCAGUUCAAGAGGAAUCUUGAUUCUUUUUUU